Molecule: messenger RNA, 3201 nt
Organism: Annulohypoxylon truncatum
Lineage: Eukaryota; Fungi; Ascomycota; Sordariomycetes; Xylariales; Hypoxylaceae
Exons: 5
Coding region: 372-2699 (775 amino acids)
Biological process (GO): regulation of actin filament polymerization
Cellular component (GO): plasma membrane; cortical actin cytoskeleton; actin filament
Molecular function (GO): actin filament binding
Source: RefSeq, a predicted model, not a curated record
UAUGGAUCCCGAGGGCCGGGCACGAAACUGGACUGGCACUGCCCACUUUCUGUCGUAAUGGAGCAGCGAUUGUGCUUGCCAACUCGCCCAUGUGCCAGGCACGAAUCCAAACUACCAAUAAAUUGGAACUACAAACAACUUCAUCCUUUUAAAAGCCCCAAGAGUAUCCCGUCCAGGCCGGCCAGGUAUCACUCAAGCUUGACCAACUUGAAUAUACUUGAAGCUUCCUGGUCCCUCGCGGUUGUGAAUUUGUUGCUGUGACAUCACCUCCACCUCCGAUUUAUUUCUCCUAUCCCGACUUAUACUAUCUCGAAGAAACUUCACAUUGCCAAGAAACGAGGCCACCGCCCAAAUAACAACACUUCACCAAAAUGGCUUCAUUGAAUCUUUCUACAAACGGCCCUUCAAUUAAGAGCAGCUACCAGGGCGUUAUUAACGCCCCCGCUCCCCCGUCAGGCAGCUCCUCCACAUAUGGUCAAUGGGCUCUAUUCUACGUCCAAGCCCCCUUAGCGAAUGCCUUCCAAGAUAGCGCAGGGAAGGAAAGUGUUCUCAAGGUCCAAUCGACUGGCUCCGGUGAGCUAGACGAACUUAUCGAAGACUUCAACGAAGGCCGUAUUCAGUUUGCCUUCCUUAAAGUCAAAGACCCGAAUACUGGUUUGCCUAAAUAUGCACUUAUCGCAUGGUGCGGCGGCGGUGUUCCCGAGAGGACGAAAGGCUACUUCACUAGUCAUCUGAAUGCCGUUUCUAAAGUUCUUCACGGAUACCACGUACAAAUUACUGCUCGUUCCGAUGUCGACCUCGAACCCGCAAAUAUUCUCCAGAAAAUUUCUGAUGCGUCUGGUGCCAAGUAUACCGUCGGUGGAAGUGCACCGGUGAAGAGUGGAGGGGCGCCACCUCCUGUAAAAUCAAAGCCUGUCUUCUCUACGACCUCAACCGCUACCAUCUCUUUUAACCCCAUAAUCGCUGCACGAAAUGCAAGCUUGAGGAAGACCGAUGAUGAUGGUUGGGGAGAUGCGCCGCAACCUUCCCGGUCUGAACUUGAGAAGGUGGAAUCAGCAUAUAAGCCGACCAAGGUGAACAUGGCCGAGCUGACAAGCCAAAAGCAAGAACCUUCAAGGUUUAACGGUUCGGGCAAACAAGAUGAUAGACCUAGAGAUGUAAUUGGAGGGGGAUAUCAGCCAGUUGGAAAGGUCGACAUUGCUGCUAUUCGAGCCGCCGCGAGGGAGAAGCAAGAUGAUCGGCCCGCUCCAGUCAAGGGUGCCUAUGAGCCAGUAGGCAAGGUCGAUAUUGCCGCGAUUCGGGCAAAGGCUCAGAAGCCAGGCGACUCUGAGCCUCAACCUGAAGCUGAAGAACGGCCGAAGCCUCUGUCAGAGCGAACCGCAGCGUUCACCCAGGCGGAACGGAUCACGGAACUUCCUAAACCCAAAGUUGCUAAGAAGUUUGGUGGCGCCUCUGCUUUUAUGGGCACCAAGCCACCCACUCCUGGAGGCUUUGGUGGUCCCGCAUCUACUCCAGUCGCUCCACCUGUUGGAUCUGCGAGCCGAACCUUCGCCGACCAAGGAGGAAAGACGCCUGCCCAGAUCUGGGCCGAAAAGAAGGCACAGCAGGGUGGUGCUCCUAGCGCUAGCAAGCCUGUAGCAUCACCAAUUGCCGCGCAGACAAGCGGAGGAGGUGGGUGGCAGAGUGGUUAUACUGGCAAGAGCUGGGCACCGGUUCAGACGCCUGCAUAUAGUCGUGGCAUCUCGGGACAAAAGACCGGCGAAACUGAGACUAGUCAAGAGGCUCCAGCAUCUCCAGGAAGCGUUGGUGCCUUACGUGACCGUUUCAAGGAGUCACCUCAGAUAAUUGCUCCCGCCCCAUCAGCGCCAAAGAUUCCGACGCCUGCUGCCGAGGACAACGAUCGGGCACCGCCUCCGCCCCCUCUGGCAUCGCGACCCUCAGAAGGCGCUCCAUCGGGUGGAUUCGCACUUCCUGGUAUGCCUCCUCGUCCACCUCCGGUUACAGAUGAAGAGGAGGAGGAGGAGCCUGAACGUGCACCUUCGCCUGUUCGCAUAGCGGUGCCCGUCGCCCGUGGUCCUGAACCCGAGAUCGAACCAGUGCAUGAACCACCUCGAUCACUCCCUGUUCGACCAAUCGAACAAGAACUUCCCAAGGAAGAAGAAUUACCGGCUGAAGAAGAGACUCAUGAUCCCCGCGCUGCCGCUACAGCUGUCGCCGAGUCUCAGUUUGGCCACGAGCAGGUGGCCGAGGCAGCCGCUUCAGGUGGAGGCGGACGCGCCUUAAUCCAGUACGACUACGAAAAGGGAGAAGACAAUGAGAUAGAGCUCCGUGAAGGCGAAUACGUCACAAACAUCGAAAUGGUGGAUGAGGAUUGGUGGAUGGGUACCAACGCUCAAGGCGAGACUGGUCUAUUCCCUAGCAACUAUGUCACCCUCGUUGAGGGUGAAGAGGAGGAGCAGGCCGCGGUACCUCCUGCACCUGCAGCUGCCGCCGAGCCCGAGCCCGCCGCCGCAGCCGACAAUGGGCAUACGGCUACGGCUCAGUUCGAUUACGAGGCUGCUGAAGAUAACGAACUGAGCUUCCCCGAGGGGGCUACGAUUACGAACUUGGAAUUCCCCGAUGAAGAUUGGUGGUUUGGUCAUUACCACGGAGCAUCUGGACUGUUCCCCGCCAACUAUGUGGAACUAGACCAGAAGUAGUUGCCUCCUACCCUUUUUACUCUUCACCUAAAAAUGUAACGAUGUGGUAUUACGAUGGUAUAGCAGUUGUUGAUUUGGAGAACACCUAGACAGGGGGCGAUAGUUAACAAUGCAACGGAGACGAAGUGUUGAGAGUUUGUUCCCGCUCGUACGUAGUUGAAGCAAAAAAAAAUAAAAGUUCCUCGAUUAUAACUACAGAGUUAUAUCAGUUUACCGAUAUUAAAAUACUACUAUGUAGUGGAUUCGAGUUUUCUACCCCUGGCAUCUAAAGACAUCUUAAACCCCUCUCAGCCCUACGAUUAGAUCUGCUUCGGCUCUUCAUAAAUGUACGGGGUUGUUUGAUAAAUUCAAGUUUAAGUACAUACAAGUCUAGAAGCAACGAAGCACCAGCGGGUGUCUACUAGUGUUAGGUCCGAGAUGUCUCGUUUGAAUUCUUGCCAAUGCGUUACCUACAUAAUCAACAUGUAAUAACUGAAUUUUAUUAUAUUACAUGGAUCUGAGG